This is a messenger RNA of Salvia hispanica, 1190 nucleotides long. Its product is annotated as Phenazine biosynthesis PhzC/PhzF protein. Gene Ontology annotation, biological process: biosynthetic process. Gene Ontology annotation, molecular function: isomerase activity. Lineage: Eukaryota; Viridiplantae; Streptophyta; Magnoliopsida; Lamiales; Lamiaceae. Gene Ontology annotation, cellular component: cytoplasm. The record is from RefSeq and is a predicted model, not a curated record.
GAUGGUAAGUGGCAACUGUAACUCUUCAUAGGCAUUUAACUUCCUUGAAAGUUGGAGCUAACUCCUUCCUCAAAGUUUGACCAUGGCGAAGAAACCAGUCAAAUACAGCGUGGUUGACGCAUUCACCGAUUCAGCAUUCAAGGGCAAUCCCGCGGCGGUGUGCCUGCUGGAGGAGGAGAGAGACGAGGACUGGCUGCAAUCGGUGGCGCGUGAGUUCAACCUCUCCGAGACCUGCUACUUGACUCGCCUCCCUGACUCUGCGGCUUUCCGCCUCCGCUGGUUCACCCCUGCCGCUGAGGUGAAACUUUGUGGACAUGCUACUUUGGCUGCGUCUCACUUUCUCUUUUCAAAUGACUUGGUGAACUCUGAUACUAUUGAGUUCUCGACCCUGUCUGGGACUCUGACAGCAAAAAGAGUGCCUGUCACCAAAUUAUCCGAUUCAUCCACAACGGAGAAUGGCAAUACGCCAAGCGGCUUCCUCAUUGAACUGGAUUUCCCAGUUGUCCCCAUAGAGGAAUACGAUGCUGGAGAUGAGAUUUCAACUAUCUGCAACAGCAUUAAUGUUGCUUCUGUGGAUGAGAUCUACAAAACAACUACAAUGGACGAUCUCAUUGUUGUUCUACCAUCUGGCAAAGCAGUUGCAGACAUAGAACCAAAUAUUCCUGAGAUUAAAAAAUGUCCUGGCAGGGGAAUAAUUGUAACUGGGCUUGCUCCCGCUGGCUCAGGAUUUGAUUUUUGCAGUCGCUUUUUCUGCCCCAAGCUCGAGGUGGAUGAGGAUCCUGUAUGUGGAAGCGCACAUUGUGCCUUGGUGCCCUACUGGAACAAGAGACUGGGGAAACGCGAUUUCGUUGCUUAUCAAGCAUCACCAAGAAGUGGCAUUCUAAAUGUGCAUCUUGACGAGAAGAAUGAGAGGGUGUUGCUCCAGGGCAGAGCCGUCACGGUGAUGGAAGGAUCUCUUUUGGUUUAAAUCAGAGUUCCACCCAAUAAGGCAAUAAGCUUCUUGGUCUGUGCUCUAUGUCAAUUGUUGUGUGUAGAUUGCUACAUGCCAGUGUUGUUGUGUGUAGCGUGUUAUAAUUUCUGUUCAAGUCUUCCUGUGCAAAAUUGUGGGUUCAAGAAUAAUUUGUAUGUGUAUCAUCAGGAAGAUUUAAUAAAAUUUGUUCGAGAAUAUAAUACUUAGGCGAUUCAGAUUA